AUGUCCACCACUAAUAAUAUCGCCCAGGCCAGGAAACUGGUGGAGCAGCUAAGGAUCGAGGCAGGAAUCGAGCGGAUUAAGGUAUCCAAAGCGGCCGCCGAUUUGAUGAGUUACUGUGAGCAGCGCGCUCGCAGCGACCCGCUGCUAGUUGGCGUUCCCACCUCCGAAAACCCUUUUAAGGACAAGAAGCCCUGCAUCAUCCUAUAG
Nerophis lumbriciformis (worm pipefish) is the source of this 207-nucleotide messenger RNA. NCBI's taxonomy places the organism in Eukaryota, Metazoa, Chordata, Actinopteri, Syngnathiformes, Syngnathidae. The record is from RefSeq and is a predicted model, not a curated record.